UUUUUUUUUUUAUUGAUUUUAUGCUUAUACUUUUAUAAUUAAAAUGGGUAAAGAAAAGACUCACGUUAACGUUGUCGUCAUUGGUCACGUCGAUUCUGGAAAGUCCACAACAACCGGACAUCUUAUCUACAAAUGCGGGGGUAUUGAUAAACGUACAAUAGAGAAAUUUGAAAAAGAAGCCGCAGAACUUGGAAAAGGUUCAUUUAAAUAUGCUUGGGUUUUGGAUAAACUAAAAGCCGAACGUGAACGUGGUAUCACCAUUGAUAUCGCUCUCUGGAAGUUCGAGACUCCAAAAUAUUAUGUUACUGUCAUUGAUGCUCCAGGACAUCGUGAUUUUAUCAAAAACAUGAUUACUGGUACCUCUCAGGCUGAUUGUGCUAUUUUGAUCAUUGCCGCCGGUACUGGUGAAUUUGAAGCUGGUAUCUCCAAAGACGGUCAAACUCGUGAACAUGCUCUUUUGGCAUAUACUCUUGGUGUAAAACAACUUAUUGUCGCCGUAAACAAGAUGGACACAACCAAUUGGUCGGAAGAACGUUUUAAUGAAAUUGUCAAAGAAGUAUCAGGCUUUAUUAAACGUGUUGGAUAUAAUCCAAAGACUGUUGCUUUCGUCCCAAUAUCCGGCUGGCACGGUGAUAACAUGUUGGAAGAAUCUUCAAAUAUGACCUGGUUCAAAGGAUGGGAAAAAGAAAUUAAAGGUGGUGCCAAAGUUAAGGGCAAAACGCUUUUGGAAGCCAUUGACUCAAUUGAACCUCCAUCUCGACCUACCGAUAAACCCCUUCGUCUUCCACUUCAAGACGUCUACAAGAUUGGCGGUAUUGGUACCGUGCCAGUAGGUCGUGUUGAAACCGGUAUUAUUAAGGCCGGUAUGGUUGUAACCUUCGCCCCUGUUGGUCUCACCACUGAAGUAAAAUCAGUUGAAAUGCACCACGAACAAUUAGUUGAAGGUGUACCUGGGGACAAUGUCGGUUUUAAUGUCAAGAACGUAUCAGUCAAAGAAAUUCGUCGAGGUUACGUCUGCUCCGAUUCCAAGAAUGACCCAGCCAAGGAAGCUGCUUCCUUCCAAGCUCAAGUUAUCGUUCUUAACCAUCCUGGUCAAAUCGGUGCUGGUUAUGCCCCUGUAUUGGAUUGCCAUACCGCUCAUAUUGCUUGUAAAUUCGCUGAAUUGCAAGAAAAAAUUGAUCGUCGUUCCGGCAAAAAACUUGAAGACAAUCCCAAAUUUGUUAAGUCUGGAGAUGCCGCUAUCGUUAAAAUGAUUCCAUCCAAACCGAUGUGUGUUGAGGCUUUCUCUGAUUAUCCUCCUUUAGGUCGUUUCGCUGUAAGAGAUAUGAGACAGACUGUCGCUGUUGGUGUUAUCAAGUCCGUCGAGAAAGUUGAUAAGUCAGGAAAGACUACUAAGGCAGCCAUUAAAGCAUCUAAGAAGUAAAAUAAAAGAUGAAAAAAAAAUUCCCGCUUCAUCUUUAAUGACCAUUAUAUGACUCUUAUAUUGUAAAAAUUUCCCCAACCAAAAAAUCGUAAGGAGUUGUUUUAAAACUAAUAAAAUGGGUUUUCAUAUUAAUAUAAAUACAAAAAAAAAACCUAGUGUAAUUAUUGCUUAUUGACUUGUAACAAACAAAAUAAAAAAAAAAAGCAAUAGAAUAAAAGUAAUUGUGUCAAUUUAUUAUACUUUUUUCAAUUGAUAUCUUUAUAAAUAAAUAAAAUAUUGGUUAUUUAAAUUUUA
This is a messenger RNA of Rhizophagus irregularis DAOM 181602=DAOM 197198, 1717 nucleotides long. RefSeq names its product translation elongation factor EF-1 alpha. Gene Ontology annotation, molecular function: GTPase activity; translation elongation factor activity; GTP binding. The record is from RefSeq and is a predicted model, not a curated record. Lineage: Eukaryota; Fungi; Glomeromycota; Glomeromycetes; Glomerales; Glomeraceae. Gene Ontology annotation, biological process: translational elongation; translation.